UUUGUGCUGUUUUCAUAGGCUCUUGAAGCAAUAGGCUGUGGGGUUUUGAUCCCGCCCAGAACACUUCAGUUCUGCUCUACGAAGAUAUAUAAUACUGGUUUUAUCUGCCCACUUAAGAAUAAAAGGUAAUGGAGACUGAACAGCAGGAGGAGACCUUUACCAACACAGAGACAAAUGACCUGUCUACAGGCAAACGCCCUGCAGAAGACAUGGAAGAAGAGCAGGCCUUCAAAAGAUCUCGAAAUACUGAUGAGAUGGUUGAAUUACGCAUCCUGCUUCAGAGCAAAAAUGCUGGAGCAGUGAUUGGAAAAGGUGGCAAAAAUAUUAAGGCACUUCGUACAGACUACAAUGCCAGUGUUUCAGUCCCAGACAGCAGUGGCCCCGAGCGCAUCUUGAGUAUAAGUGCAGAUAUAGAGACAAUUGGAGAAAUCUUGAAGAAGAUUAUCCCUACUUUGGAAGAGUAUCAACACUACAAAGGCAGUGACUUCGACUGCGAGUUAAGACUUCUAAUUCACCAGAGUCUGGCAGGAGGCAUUAUUGGUGUCAAGGGUGCUAAAAUCAAAGAACUCAGAGAGAACACUCAGACCACCAUUAAGCUCUUCCAAGAGUGUUGUCCUCAUUCCACUGACAGAGUGGUGCUUAUUGGAGGAAAACCAGAUAGAGUUGUGGAAUGUAUCAAGAUUAUCCUGGAUCUUAUCUCUGAGUCUCCAAUUAAAGGACGAGCUCAGCCUUACGAUCCCAAUUUCUAUGAUGAAACAUACGAUUAUGGUGGCUUCACAAUGAUGUUUGAUGAUAGAAGGGGACGUCCUGUAGGCUUUCCAAUGCGUGGAAGAGGAGGUUUUGAUCGAAUGCCUCCUGGUCGUGGUGGACGACCCAUGCCACCAUCAAGAAGAGACUAUGAUGAUAUGAGCCCUCGCAGAGGACCUCCACCACCGCCCCCUGGUCGUGGGGGCAGAGGUGGCAGCAGAGCUCGUAAUCUUCCCCUUCCUCCUCCACCUCCUCCUCGCGGCGGAGAUCUCAUGUCUUAUGACCGAAGGGGCAGACCUGGAGACCGUUACGAUGGAAUGAUGAUGCAGUGUCAUGUGGAUGCCUGUGAUGACAUGCAACCACCAGAACUGUUUGAAGGUGGCUCUGGAUAUGACUAUUCUUAUGCAGGGGGCCGUGGGUCAUAUGGAGAUCUUGGUGGACCCAUCAUCACAACACAAGUAACAAUUCCAAAAGAUUUGGCUGGAUCUAUAAUUGGAAAGGGAGGCCAGAGAAUCAAACAAAUACGUCAUGAGUCAGGAGCUUCGAUCAAAAUUGAUGAACCAUUAGAAGGCUCAGAAGAUCGGAUAAUAACUAUUACGGGAACACAGGACCAGAUACAAAAUGCACAGUAUUUACUGCAGAACAGUGUGAAGCAGUAUUCUGGAAAGUUUUUCUAAGACUAGUGAAGAACUGAAGGAGUCCUGCAUCCUUUUUUUUUUAUCUGCUUCUGUUUAAAAAGCCAACAUUCCUCUGCUUCAUAGGUGUUCCGCAUUUGAGGUGUAGUGGAAUCUUUGCUGUCCACCAGAUGUAAUGUUUUAGUUCCUUACAAAUAUUUCGGGGGAGGGAAAGGGCGCGUGAGACUAACAUUGACAUUUUGAAACAGCAGCAGAGAGAGUGGAUUUUAUUUUUGUUCAUUGUUGGUGGUAAAUUGUCAUGUUUUCUGUAACUAUUGUGAACACCUAGCUUUACGUACACUGUAUUUUUUGAAGGGGGGGGGAGAAUACUGGUAGUCCACGUGUCCCUGGCAUCCUUUUAAGAGCAGUGUGCAGAAUGUAAUGCUCUUUUGUAAGAAACGUUUAAUGAUUUUUAAAUAAAUUUAGUGAACCUAUUCUUGGUGGUCAUUAUUUUUAGAUAUAUGCAUAAGGUAAUAUCUAAAAUGGAUAAACCCUUCCUCUCCCCCCUUCCUGCAAAAAGAUGCAUAAAUGAAAGUUGCUGUUAAGCUUGCUCUUCUGCUUCUUUGAUAUAGAUGGAGUUAAGUGUUCUUGGUAAAUUAAAGAAACAGUGUGAAGACAAUGGCUCAGCUUUGCUAUCUGGGGAAAAAAAUGCAAAAAUACUCAUGCAUAUGUUGUGUAAAAUUUGACUUUUUCGCAAGUGUUUGGCCCUCUUCGCAGUACAUAUAUAUAUUGGUGACAGUAUAUGAAUAAAGUAUUUAAAAACUUUGUGAUGUCACUGAGUUACAGUGGUAAAGUACACCUAAUUCUAGACAGCUUAAUGCAAAUUACACUGUUAGAAAUGGCAGUUGGUGUACCAUUAACGAUUGAUUUCUAGUUUUCAGAGCUUUCAUUUGUAUGCAGUAGAAAUUUUUAUGAUUUGGCGAAUUUACAGCAUCUUAACUCUGUAA
This is a messenger RNA of Nothoprocta perdicaria, 2368 nucleotides long. It is a transcript of the gene HNRNPK, whose product is annotated as heterogeneous nuclear ribonucleoprotein K. The transcript is spliced from 15 exons. NCBI's taxonomy places the organism in Eukaryota, Metazoa, Chordata, Aves, Tinamiformes, Tinamidae. Bases 129 to 1424 code for a protein of 431 amino acids. Gene Ontology annotation, cellular component: cytoplasm; nucleus. Gene Ontology annotation, molecular function: mRNA binding. Gene Ontology annotation, biological process: regulation of transcription by RNA polymerase II; regulation of mRNA splicing, via spliceosome. The record is from RefSeq and is a predicted model, not a curated record.